AUGAAGUCCUCUCUACUGUCAGUGGCAGUCCUUGGCCUGGUGGUCAUUGCCGCCCAGUCCGCCUCCGUGCCGAAGGUGUCGCUGUACUACGAGUCGCUGUGCCCCUUCUGCCACGCCUUCUUCCUCCAGCAGCUGGCGCCCACCUACGAGGCGCUGAAGGGCCACAUCGAGGUGGAGCUGGUGCCCUUUGGCAAUGUGCGCGUGACCGAGGGCGCCGGCGGCCACCGAGAGUACCACUGCCAGCACGGAGAGGCAGAGUGCUACGGCAAUCGGGUGCACUCAUGCGGGCUGGCGCUGAUCACCGAUAAGGAUGAGGCUUUCAAAUUCAUCAAGUGCAACUUUGCGGCGCCCAACUUCCACGACACGCACCACGUCGGCGAGCACUGUGCCAAGGAGAUGCACCUCGACUGGGCGAAGCUGAAGGCCUGCGUCGACGGCCACCAGGGCGACCAGCUGAUCGAGGCCAACUGGAAGAAGACGGCGGCGCUGACGCCGCGCAAGACCGGCGUGCCGUGGGUGUUGGUGGAUAACCAGCACACUGAUGUCAUUCAGCACGAAGCUCGAAACCACCUGCAGGUCUUCCUCUGCACCAAGUACCUCAAGGGCGUCAACAUUGCCGCCUGCCAUCACUAG
Rhagoletis zephyria (snowberry fruit fly) is the source of this 633-nucleotide messenger RNA. The record is from RefSeq and is a predicted model, not a curated record. NCBI's taxonomy places the organism in Eukaryota, Metazoa, Arthropoda, Insecta, Diptera, Tephritidae.